CGGACGAGGAAAUGCUCGAGGCCAUUCCGGUGAUGCCCAGAAUGCAGGUUUGUUAGGGUCUAGCAAGAGUGUAGAUCUCUUGUUACCGCUGUCCCUUGAAAGAGGCUACUAGUGCUUUAUCUCGUUUGGUCCUGCGAGGCUUUCGCACUACAUCUGCAGAGCUUCCUACCACGCCAUAUGUGCUGCAAGGAUGAGAUUCAUCGCUGUCGUGGCAGCAAUCGUGCUCACACUGUUACCAAUCUUGUCCGCCGCUUAUAGCGAGCACCUAUCUGUGAAAUCCACAAGCGGACUGAUUAUCGGACAUCGCGCUCCCAACCGGACAAAUACUUUCGAGUUCUUGGGAGUCAAGUACGGGAAGGCUCCGGUCGGCAGCCUUCGAUUCGCGCCGCCACAACGAUAUACUGCGCCAUCGAGCACGGUAUACAAUGCUUCAAACUGGAACGCUGAUUGCCCUGCAAAUAUUCCACCACAAACUACGUUUCCGAACUUCACGGGCAAUGGUCUGCGAAUUUGGAAUGAAUUCGCCGCUCAUCUUAACAAUAUCCAGGAUGAAGACUGCCUAGCGCUCAAUAUUUGGACCAAGUCACCAUCGAGUAUCGGCUCCUCAAGCAAGCCCGUCUUCGUCUUCUUUCACGGCGGGCGGUAUACGAUUCCCGGCCCUCAUAGUCCGUUCUAUAACGGCCAAUACUUCGCAGAUACUGAGGAUGUUGUAGUCGUCACCGUCAACUACCGUUUGGGCAUCUUCGGCUUCUCAGGCGCUCCCGGUCUCGUGCAGAAUACGGCGUUGCUCGACCAGCGGUCUGCCGUUGUUUGGGUACGCGACAAUAUUGCUGGCUUUGGUGGUGACCCGUGCCGCAUCGUCAUCUUCGGGCAGUCCGCCGGAGGCUCCUCGGUCGACUACUGGCCGUUUGCCUACCGGCAUGACCCGAUUGUGGCAGGCUUGAUCUCCCAUUCCGGCACGGCAUUUAGUUUCGUGCCGAACAGCGUCAACUACUCGCAGACGCUCUUCUACAAUGUCAGCAACGCACUAGGUUGUGGUAACGUUGGUACCGACCCAGCGGAGGCUGUGUCAUGCGUGCGUAGCAAGAACUUCACAGCCGUCUUGAACGCUGCGGCGCGAAAUGUUACCGCUCUGCCGACCGAAGCCCUUGCUCAAGCAACCUUCCACCCGACCGUGGAUAAUGUAACGGUAUUCGCAGACUACGCACCACUAGCGAGUGCAGGGGCCUUCGCCAAGGUGCCAUAUUUGGCCGGCAACGCUGACUACGAAGCUGGAUGGUACCGCAUUAGCGCCUACGCUGCUAAUCUCACCCUGUCCCAAGCUGCCUGGGAGCUAUUCGUGCAGCGUGGCUUCACCUGCCCCACCAAGUACUCGCUCGAUGCCCGCGUAAAGUACGGCGUGCCGACGUGGCGUUACCGUUACAUGGCCGACUGGGACAAUCUCCGCCUCUAUAAUGCGUCAGCAGGCUACCCAGACUCCGGCGCCUAUCAUGGCAGUGACAUGGAGAUGAUCUUUGGCACUGGCUACGAUGUCAGCGGCCACAAUAACUCGUUAGAAGAGGAGCUCACGACGCGAUACUUCAUGACCGCUUGGGCUGCGUUUGGCCGGAGCCCAACACAUGGUCUGAACAUCGUAGGUUGGCCGAGGUACAAAGCGAACACGACAAGUCUGGCAAGAUUGGGGUACGAGAACCAGGCUAUACUGAAUUUUGUGGACCCGACCGUGUAUGAUGCUGUUUGUCCGCCAGCGAGCCAGAAUGCUUCGUUACCCGGGCGCGGUGGCUUCUGAAGUUCAGUAGUGUACAAAUUGCCAGGGCCAGUUUCAGUCUAUAUAUCAGUGAUGCUUCAAAGGCU
Molecule: messenger RNA, 1854 nt
Organism: Baudoinia panamericana UAMH 10762
Lineage: Eukaryota; Fungi; Ascomycota; Dothideomycetes; Mycosphaerellales; Teratosphaeriaceae
Exons: 2
Coding region: 191-1789 (532 amino acids)
Source: RefSeq, a predicted model, not a curated record